AUGUGGGCACAUUGUCAUACAGAUAAAAAUAUUAAUUAUGGAAUCCAGACAACACAAUAUUCAGAGGCAAGUAAUGCGCAUUUAAAGCAUUUACUUGGUUAUACAGUUCCUUUACCAAAACUAAUCAAUAUAUUAGAAAAAUUGUUAUGCCAACAGAUUCAACAUUCCCAGUAUCAGCAAUAUCAUCUAUGUGGAACUACUUGGCAACAAUGUCCUAUAUUAUUAAAAAAGCAAAUAUCAAAUGCUUGUGAAACAUCUAUCAAUCAACAAAUAUUAACUAAAAGCACUCUUGAUUUAUUAAAAGAUGUCGAAGCAAUUUGUAAUCGUGUAGGUCAUAUUGAAAUAAAAAGUGACCUGGUACUUUUUAUAAAUCAGUUAAAUGAUAAAUAUCCAUUAUUACAAGCUAAUAUUGAAGAUCCUAAUACUAUAAAAACAAAAGGACGACCAAAUAAUACUAAAUGUAAAAGAACAG
Molecule: messenger RNA, 472 nt
Organism: Cetraspora pellucida
Lineage: Eukaryota; Fungi; Glomeromycota; Glomeromycetes; Diversisporales; Gigasporaceae
Source: the annotation of a GenBank genome assembly